AUGGCCAGGGACAUUGGCGUCCUACAUAACCCCUCGGUGGUCCCCGGUGAGGUUGCUGAGGUGGUCGGGGAUGAUGAGCGCCAGCAUUGUGGACGAGGUGGUGUGGAGAGUGGUCACGGCGUUCGAAUCCGUGGCUCUCGUUUCGAUGCUCUGCUUCUUCUUCUUGUUCUGUGGAUGCACCAUCUGAUCUCAAUUCUCAGCCUCUUGCGCCUCGAUCUUCCUUUCCCAUUUUCAAUUUUGCCUUCGCCGCAAAUUCUAUGCUAUUUAUAUUUUGUAAUGGAAAUUUUGCUUUAUGUUAUUGGAAAAGUGGAAAGGUAG
Molecule: messenger RNA, 318 nt
Organism: Sphenostylis stenocarpa
Lineage: Eukaryota; Viridiplantae; Streptophyta; Magnoliopsida; Fabales; Fabaceae
Source: the annotation of a GenBank genome assembly